This is a messenger RNA of Prunus persica (peach), 3253 nucleotides long. RefSeq names its product golgin candidate 6. Bases 250 to 2991 code for a protein of 913 amino acids. Lineage: Eukaryota; Viridiplantae; Streptophyta; Magnoliopsida; Rosales; Rosaceae. Gene Ontology annotation, cellular component: Golgi membrane; endoplasmic reticulum; cytoplasm. The record is from RefSeq and is a predicted model, not a curated record. Gene Ontology annotation, biological process: transcytosis; endoplasmic reticulum to Golgi vesicle-mediated transport; intracellular protein transport. The transcript is spliced from 20 exons.
UUUUUCUUCUUAGGCUCAGCGAGAAGAAUAGAGUGUUAGCGUAGCUGUGCCAUGUUCUGCGUUUUGGUCAGGACUUAGAAUUUACCCAAAAAAAAAAAAAAAAAUCCUCGAAAGCAAAAGUGAAUCUCUUAGAUUAGAUCGAUCACUUCAUAUCCCUCUCAUCGAUUCGUCAGCUUAAUUGAUUAUCUUCCCGGUUUCAGUUUCUCAAGCAGGAUUUCUCGAGUCUCAGUGUGACCUGAGAAAUCGGCAAUGGAUUUGGUCUCUGGUUACAAGGGGGUUGUAGGGCUCGUUUUUGGCAACGAGAAAUCUGGUUCUUCAAAUGAAGAUAGCUAUGUUGAACGCUUGCUCGAUUGUAUUAGCAAUGGUAAACUGUCAGAAGACAGGAGGACUGCUAUGCUCGAGCUUCAAUCUGUUGUGGCAGAAAGCUCUAAUGCACAGCUAGCAUUUGGAGCAAUGGGCUUUCCUGUUAUGAUGGGCAUAUUAAAGGAAGAACGCGAUGAUGUUGAAAUGGUUCGAGGUGCCCUAGAAACUCUUGUAAGUGCCUUGACUCCUAUUGACCAUGCAAAAGGCCCGAAGAAUGAAAUUCAACCAGCUCUAAUGAACGCUGAUUUGCUCUCCAGAGAAGCAGACAACAUUUCACUUCUUCUGAGUUUGUUGUCAGAGGAGGAUUUCUAUGUACGAUAUUACACUCUUCAACUUUUGACAGCUCUUCUCACAAAUUCUCCAAAUAGGUUACAGGAAGCCAUUCUGACCAUACCUCGUGGUAUAACUCGCUUAAUGGAUAUGCUUAUGGAUCGUGAGGUUAUACGAAAUGAGGCCUUAUUACUUCUUACUUACUUGACCCGUGAAGCUGAGGAAAUUCAAAAAAUUGUGGUCUUCGAAGGUGCUUUGGAAAAGAUUUUCAGCAUCAUCAAAGAAGAAGGUGGUUCUGAUGGUGGUGUUGUUGUGCAGGACUGUAUUGAAUUGCUGAACAAUCUUAUUCGGAAGAAUGCAUCUAAUCAGGUACUACUGAGGGAGACGAUAGGAUUUGACCCCUUCAUGUCAAUUUUGAAGCUACGAGGGAGUACUUACAGCUUCACUCAACAAAAGACAAUUAAUCUACUCAGUGCGUUGGAAACUCUUAAUUUGCUAAUAAUGGGAGGUUUGGAGGCUGAUCAUGGAAAAGAUGCAAAUAUGCUGACAAAUAGGACAACCCUUGUUCAGAAUAAAGUCUUGGACCAUCUUCUGAUGCUGGGUGUGGAAAGCCAGUGGGCACCUGUUGCUGUCCGUUGUGCAGCAUUACGAUGUAUUGGUAAUCUGAUUGCCGGACAUCCCAAGAAUAUUGAUGCCCUUGCAAGCAAAUUUCUUGGAGAGGGGCUGCAGGAACCUGCUUUGAACUCAAUUCUUCGAAUCAUCUUGCGGACAUCCAGUAUGCAAGAAUUUGUUGCUGCAGAUUAUGUUUUUAAGAGCUUUUGUGAGAAAAAUGCUGAUGGCCAAACUAUGUUAGCAUCAACUUUGAUUCCUCAACCUCAUUCCAUGGCUCAUGCUCCUGUUGAGGAAGAUGUGCACAUGUCCUUUGGAAGCAUGCUAUUACAAGGUCUUAACUUGAGUGAGAAUGAUGGUGAUCUUGAGACAUGCUGCAGGGCUGCUAGUGUUCUUUCUCAUGUAAUGAAGGACAAUAUCCAGUGCAAGGAAAGGGUUUUGCGUAUUGAACUCGAGGCACCUACACCAUCUUUAGGUGCUCCUGAGCCUCUAAUGCACCGUGUGGUAAAAUACUUAGCCCUUGCCUCUUCCAUGAAAAACAAAGAUGGAAAAUCAAGUGGAAACUCUUAUGUUGAACCAAUUAUCUUGAAAUUGCUGGUCACUUGGCUAUCUGAUUUCCCUAGUGCUGUGAAUUGCUUCCUAGAUUCACGUCCCCACAUCACAUAUCUUCUUGAGUUGGUCUCCAAUUCGUCUACUACAGUGUACAUAAAGGGAUUGGCGGCUGUUCUUCUUGGGGAGUGUGUAAUCUACAACAAAUCAGUUGAAAGUGGGAAGGAUGCUUUUACUAUAGUUGAUUCUAUAAGCCAGAAGGUUGGGCUCACGUCAUACUUUCUGAAGUUUGAUGAGAUGCAGAAAAGCUUCCUUUUCACCUCUGCGAGGGCUACUCAGCCCCGUAAACAAUUAACCAGAUCUGCUUCUGCUAGUAUGGUAGAGAUUGAAGAUGUUGAUGAGAAUAAUUUAUUGGAUCAGAAAAAUGAGGAUCAUCCAGUUCUCUCCUCAAUCUUUGAUGCUUCAUUUGUAAACCUUGUUAGGAGCUUGGAGGUGCACAUCAGAGAGAAAAUCGUUGAGGUUUACAGUCAGCCAAAGAGCAAGGUGGCAGUGGUGCCAGCAGAAUUGGAACAGAAGAGUGGGGAAAGUGAUAGGGAGUAUAUAAAGCGGCUGAAAGCAUUUGUGGAGAAGCAAUGCUCUGAGAUACAGGACCUCCUUGGUCGCAAUGCAACUUUGGCUGAGGACGUGGCAACGACUGGUGUGGGCAGCAGUUAUGCCCGGCCUGAGCAGGGUGCGGGAUCAGACAGAGUCCAGGUAGAGACAUUGAGACGAGAUCUUCAAGAAGCAUCUAAACGGUUGGAGUUGCUCAAGGCAGAGAAAGCCAAAAUUGAAUCGGAGGCAUCCAUGUAUAGAAGCUUAGCUGGUAAAAUGGAAUCUGAUCUGAAGAGCCUGUCGGAUGCUUACAACAGUCUUGAACAGGCGAAUUUUCAUCUGGAGAAGGAGGUGAGAGGCCAGCAGGGCGUAGGAGGGUCUUUGUCCGUUCCAGAUGUAGAGGGAAUUAGAGCAGAGGCAAGGGAAGAAGCGCAGAAGGAGAGUGAGGCAGAACUGAAUGAUCUUCUUGUGUGCCUUGGACAAGAACAGACCAAGGUGGAAAAACUGAGUGCAAGGUUGUUGGAGUUAGGGGAGGACGUGGACAAGCUGCUUGAAGAUAUUGGAGAUGAUAUGGGCCUGCCUGCUGAUGGUGAAGAGGAGGAAGACUGAUGAUGAUGCUGACGUCUUACCUUUUAUUUUUAUUUCAUGGCGUGAUCUCAUCAUUCAUCCUCCUGGUAUGGAAUGGAUGGUGGUGGACGGGGUUUAUGCUUGGCUCUGCCUUUGUACAUUUCUGGUGGAAUUUGUACAGUUGAUAUUUAUUAUCAUUAAUACUCGAAGAUUCUCGAUCAAACUGUUUUUUUCUUCCUCCUCAAAUUUAGUUUAUACUCGUUUGAUUGGUAAUUGUUCAAAGUUUCAAUUUAUUCCCUUUCCA